Messenger RNA from Pocillopora meandrina, 1053 nucleotides. The record is from the annotation of a GenBank genome assembly. NCBI's taxonomy places the organism in Eukaryota, Metazoa, Cnidaria, Anthozoa, Scleractinia, Pocilloporidae.
CAGUUUAGCCGUGUAUUGAGUUAUAUCAAAGGGACGGAUAUCGAAAUAUUUCUUGCUGCAUUUCAAACAGUCUUGCAGGCCUUGCUGUCAGCUGUUAUUACAGUCUCUGAAGAACUUGAGCGAUUGAAGGCGUGUGGAAGGACAACUUUCACUUGUAUCAUGAAUCUUUCAUCAAAUGAAUCCCAUUUAGAUGAUUGCCUCCUACCAGUUUCUCACAUAAUUGCGUUAAUUCCAAUUAACAUUUUGUCAAGCGUCGUGGGAACCAUCGGAAACUCUCUGGUGAUCGCUACAGUUUACACCAACAAGAGUUUACAGAUUAUUCCCAACCUCUGGUUGGCGAGUAUGGCUGUGGCCGAUUUGAUGGUCACUGCUUUGGGUCAGCCGCUGCUCAUAGCAUUCUGGGGGCUUCAUGUAAAUCGCGAAUGUAACGAGCCGGUGUCCGAAACAUUUCGUGUUGUUGGGAACAUGUCGUGCUCAGCUUCGGUUCUCCACUUGUGUUUUAUCAGUAUCGAUCGCUGUCUCCUUAUUGUCCGACCAGUUCAAAGCAAAGCGAUCCGAACACUGAAGAGGUUCAAGUUAGCGUUACUUAUCGCCUGGAUUGUUCCGGUUAUCUACGGUGUUUUGCGAAUGUCAGUGAGCAAGAAAACAACUUCUUAUUUCACCGUCAUUGCCGCGGCCAUCUGUUACUUAACCAUCAUUUGCUGCUACACAUUGAUCAUUUUUAAAGUUUGGAAUCGUGACGGUGUUCACAGUCACGCAAGACAGAGUGCCUCACAAUUGGUUGAACGUCGCGUGACAGUCACGGUUGCUAUUGUUGUCGUAGUCUUCACAAUUUGUUGGGUUCCGCUGAUGUACCUUCGCAGCGUCUAUGCCCAAAGUAAUGUUGGAGUGGCAUACAACUGGGCGAGAACAAUAGCUUUGAGUAAUUCUGCAAUGAAUCCGUGGAUAUAUUGUUUUCGUAUGGAAGCAUUCCUUACGAAUUACAAACGACUUUUGAAGUGUGGCUUUGGAAACAAUAAGCGUGACGGAAGCGCUCAGUGUGAAGUUAAUUAA